AUGUCUGUCACAACAAAUCUUAUCAAAGCAGCUGUUAUUCAAGCUGAACCAGUCUGGUUUGACUUGGCUGGUACUAUUACAAAAACAUACUAUCUGAUCAAAGACGCUGCUUCGAAAGGAGCGCAUAUUAUUGCCUUCCCUGAGCUUUGGUUACCGGGAUAUCCUGCAUGGAUCUGGGAGAGCAGGUUCAUUGUGCGGCAUGGCCUUGCGUCCCUGUCUACUCAGGUGGACCCGAACCAUACUCGAUGUCCGAUGAAGGUACGAUCAUCACCAUCCUUUGAGACCCAUCUAAUCCAUGCAAAGCGGUAG
Fusarium odoratissimum NRRL 54006 is the source of this 309-nucleotide messenger RNA. RefSeq names its product cyanide hydratase. The record is from RefSeq and is a predicted model, not a curated record. Bases 1 to 309 code for a protein of 102 amino acids. The transcript is spliced from 2 exons. NCBI's taxonomy places the organism in Eukaryota, Fungi, Ascomycota, Sordariomycetes, Hypocreales, Nectriaceae. Gene Ontology annotation, molecular function: catalytic activity.